AAAUGUAUUUUAUUUAAGGAAACACGAUACUCAUAUGUAAUGAUGUAAUGUAAUAUUGGCGCAUUAUUUAAUUAAGAAUUAAACUCCGAAAAGUGCGUUCUAAUAAAGCCAUUCCAAGCAAAGAAAUAUUUAAUUGUGUGCAACUUAGUUAUAAAACGUAAAUGUUGACUAAUUGUGAUCUUGAUUCAGUUCAUCGAUAAAAGAAAGCUAAAAUGGGUUGCUUUGGAAGUAAAGAUAAAUUAUCUAAAGAGGAUAUGGAUUUCCUCAAAGAUCACACGAGAUACGAUGAAACAACAAUCAAAGAAUGGUACAAAGGUUUCAAGAGUGAUUGCCCGAAUGGUCGCUUGACACCUGCAAAGUUUGUAGAUAUGUACAAGAUGUUUUUCCCAUCUGGAAAUGCUGAAGAAUUUUGUGAUCACGUCUUCAGAACAUUUGAUAUGGAUAAAAACGGAUAUAUUGAUUUUAAGGGUUGUAAUUCCAUAUUAUUUGCAUUCUAUGAUGAAAAAAACGUCUACAAGGCUACAAAAUAA
Molecule: messenger RNA, 530 nt
Organism: Clunio marinus
Lineage: Eukaryota; Metazoa; Arthropoda; Insecta; Diptera; Chironomidae
Source: the annotation of a GenBank genome assembly